AUGGCAAUACAUACGGGUUUUUUCAUGGGGGAAGGGGGACUGAGGCAAGGAGAUCUGUUAUCCCCAUAUCUAUUUACGAUCGUGAUGGAGGGGUUCUCUAUGCUCCUCAAGCAAUGCAUUCAGGAAGCUGUUGAUUUAUGGUAUCACAGAGGUUGUGAUGAUUUGGAUUUGACGCACCUAUGCUUUACUAAUGACCUUUUCGUGUUCACGAAGGGAGAUGUUCAAUCAGUUGAGGUACUUAAAAAGACACUUUUUCUUUUCCAGAAUCGCUCGGGGUUAGAGCCAAGUCUUGAGAAAAGUGAGAUUUUCUUUGGGAAUGUUUCUCCUAACAUUAAGGAGGCCAUUAUUGAGUGUCUUCCUUUCAAGCUUGGUUCUUUUCUUUUUCGGAAAUUUGUUUGGGCUCCAAGGGAGGAUCCUAGAGGCAGGUGCAGGUUAUCUUGGGAAGUGGUGUGUCGGCCUCUUGCGAGUGGCGGUCUUGGUAUUCGGUGUUUGGCAACCUGGAAUAGGGCGUUACUUGCCAAACAUAUCUGGGAUAUUGUGAGGCACCGUAACUCGUUGUGGGUAAGAUGGGUGUACCAGAAUAAUCUUCCACUUCUAGAUCAUUCGGAAAAACUCUUAUUGGUCGUGGGUUUUGCGUAA
Cynara cardunculus var. scolymus (artichoke) is the source of this 639-nucleotide messenger RNA. RefSeq lists its product as uncharacterized. NCBI's taxonomy places the organism in Eukaryota, Viridiplantae, Streptophyta, Magnoliopsida, Asterales, Asteraceae. The coding region runs from base 1 to 639 and encodes 212 amino acids. The record is from RefSeq and is a predicted model, not a curated record. The transcript has 2 exons.